Fomitopsis serialis is the source of this 2025-nucleotide messenger RNA. Its product is annotated as putative G-protein coupled receptor. The coding region runs from base 159 to 1766 and encodes 535 amino acids. The record is from RefSeq and is a predicted model, not a curated record. Gene Ontology annotation, molecular function: signaling receptor activity. NCBI's taxonomy places the organism in Eukaryota, Fungi, Basidiomycota, Agaricomycetes, Polyporales, Fomitopsidaceae. Gene Ontology annotation, cellular component: membrane. The transcript has 6 exons.
GGAGUGGGGCGAAAGCGGACCUGUAAUUGAUUACUUGACGCGCUCCGCUUCGGGCACCACAGCCACCUGCCUCAGACGACUCUGGCUGACCCUCCUCCCCUCCCCAUAGACCUAGAGCAUUCAGGUCUUUCGCCUGCAGGAAAAAUACGCCUCUCUCUAUGGCCGCCGUCACCGAAACCACCACCGAACUGCGCCAUCGCCGCACCCCCGCCCGUCGAUUCUCAACAAACCAGGAGGCUGGAUCCUACAUCACUCGUUCUCUCUGCCAGUCCUUGUCCCCCUCUCUAGAGGCCCUCGACCUCCCAAACACCUCUCUCGCCUCGCUACGCCACCAUGUCCUCUCCUACCUCGCCGAGCUCGAAGCACGCCUGUCCCAAUUCGAGUCCCCCGUGUCCCCGGAGUCGCUCAAAACGAAGGGAGAGAUGACAGUCGAUGAUGCGCGCGCAUGGGCCCGAGAUGGGCUGGAGCUGCUCCGGGCGAUCCGCAACGACGUCUACUCGCACCUCCCCGACAUCACCUUCGACAACGUCCGGACCCGCAUGCCUGACGUACCCGGGUUCGACGAAAUGCGCGCGCGCAUCCCCGACAUGCCCGACGUCCGCUCGCGCCUUCCGGACCUCGACUUCGCCGACAUGCGCGCCCGCCUCGACGACGUCCGUGCCCGCGUCUCUGACAUCGACUUCAACCGCCCGUUCGACUAUGUGACCACGCUCUCCGACCGUCUGCAGUCACUGCAGACCCAUCUCUCCUCCAUAGAGUUCCCGCACCGCCUAGAUCUAUCCUUGCUAUCGCCCACGAGCGCCCUGUCUGAUAUGUAUGACAAGGUCGCAUCCUCGGACUUCGUUGCGGAGCUAUCAUCCGACAUACGGGAGGGAGAGCGGAUAGCCUACGAAGUUGCGCUCGCAAUGAAGCAGUCACUUAAUGGAUCACGACUUAUACAGUACGCCGACUUACCUCACCAAUGGCGCAACAAUCCGUUUGUAAAGCAUGGCUACCGCUUUAUCCCUCUAUCAGAGUGGCCUCGGCUCCUCCUGUCCCUCUUCGCAUUGCACAAUGAGACCCUGAAUAUCCACACGCAUUUGAUACCCUUUGUAGCAUGGCUUGUCGCGCUCUUCCCCUUCACCCCCUUGUCCUCCACCGCGUCCGAACCCGACACGCCGAUGCUCGCAUUCACCGCCUUCGCUCUACUAUGCCUCUUCACGAGCGCUCUCUGGCACACUAUGGCGGGCUGUGCGAACCCGAAGGGGAUGGAGCUCUGCGCGCGGAUCGACUACGUCGGCAUUGGCUGGUUAAUCAGCGCGUCCGUCGGCACGGUCGUGCACUACGGAUUUCAAUGCAACGCCGUGAUUCGCAACGGCUUCCUCUCCUUGUGCCUCCUCAUGGGCGUCUCGGGGAGCAUCCUGCCGUUCAUGGAAUGGUUCAACGAGUACAAGAAUAGGAACUACCGCAUCGCGUUCUUCCUUGUCCUAGCGUUCACGAGUGUCGCGCCCCUCGCGACCCUCGCCUACCUCCACUCUUCCCCGGAGAUGCUCGCCUUCAUCCGCCCGGUGAUGCCGUCCAUCCUCUCGUACGUCGCGGGGCUCGUCUUCUACGCGACGCACUUCCCCGAGUGCUACCUCGCCUCGCGCUGGGCGCACUCGCACGUGCUCGACCGCGUCGGCGGCGGCUCGCACGCGAUCUGGCACGUCUUCAUCGUGCUCGCGAUCAGCCAGCACAAGGCCGCCAUGACCGACCUCAAGGGCGGCAUCGGCGGGGUGUGCUCGUGAGGCGUGCUUGGAUGUUUCUUCUUGGUUGCUUGAUUUCUUGGCUGUAGAUAGUAGGGCGUUGGUGCGCCGGGGCGUGUUGGAUAGUUGCUAGUUGCUAUAAUUAUUGAGAGUCGUUCGCUAUCGUAUUGCAUUAUAUUUCGGGACUCGCUCAGGAACCUAAGCGUGAAGCUGCAGCAGUGUACCUGUACGGAGAUGACGAAGUUGAAGUCCGCAGGCUCAACCGGAUAGCACACUUCCUACGUUACAGUUGUCAGUGCGU